AUUUGCUUCAUUUAUUCCUUACACACGGUUGGAAGCACGCUUUUUUGUUCGCAGAUGCUGAGAAGGGUCGCCAAGCUGCUGCACCACCUGCGGCUGACGCGUCGCGCGGUGCUUCUGACUGCGCUGCUGUCGUGCGCGGUCACUGCGGCUGCGUGCUGGAUGCUGAUGUGCAGAGACGGCAUCCUGCCACGGCCGCCGGCGCCCGGCAUCACCAUCCUGGAGAGCGGCAGUGUUGUAACGCACGGCUUUGUGGACUUGGACGGCGCGAACGCAGUCCCACUGCGGCUGAUUCCACCCAGCGAGCACGCAGCACUCCGACUUCAGCAACGAGCAGCGCCCGAUGAUGGUAGCGGUGGUGCUGCUGCUGCGGGGUGCAUGGGCGAGGACGCGGCCGAGUGGUCGGUCAGCGUCGCGUGGAACCGCGCGCCACAGGCCGCAGCCACACGAUGCCCAGCCACGCUGCCAGUCAUCUACGCAAUCACGGUCGUCAAGGACACGCCUGCAAUGAAGGCCGAUCUGGUCCGCCUGGCAAACACGCUGCGCCAGGUGCCCGCGCUGCACUGGGUCGUCGUCGACUGCGCUUCAAAGCCGCUCGCGCGCGUCUCGCACGUCCUGCGCGACUCGGGCAUGGACGGCGCGUACUCGCAUCUGGCCAUUACAGGCUGCAGCUCGGAUCUCAUCCGCCAGCGCAGCCUCGCGAUCGGGUACAUUGAGCGAGAGCUCUUUCGCCGGCCACUGCGGAUAGCGGGGGGUCUCGUCGUGGACUACAAGCCAUACAUUGCCCAGGACAUGCCGCCAGUCAACCGAAGAUGCAUCCAGCACGCAACGCCAUCGGGCGUCGUGUUCUUUGCAGACAUGGAGUACGUCUACAGUCUGGCGCUAUUCCGCGAGAUGCGGUUUACCAAACACGCGUCCGUCUGGCCGGUUGGGUUUGCGGAUGGCUUGAGUUACGAGGGCCCCGUCGUCGAUCCCGACUCGCGGCGUAUCAUUGCCUGGCGCACGACUGCGGAGCAGACCGCAGUGCUGCCACUCCCUGUCGUGGGCUUUGCUAUGAACAUUGCACUUGUUCUUUCGGCCAAAGAAACACUCAUGUGGCAGUCCCAACUCAACCCUCUGCGACCCCUUUCAGACAUGGUUGCUUCGUGCGUCAACCUCAACCUCACUCUGCUCGAACCACAGGCCAGGCUCGGCCGAGAUAUACUCGUCUGGAACCUGCUCACCGAGGAGCCCAGUUUACGAUACGAGCCCAAGUCGGACUUGAAACGGUUUGAAGCGUAAAGUCCAUGCUUCUAGUCGAGUGAGGCAGUCCACUCUCUGCCGAGCGCUGGGCGUUUUUCGUGUUGGAGAGAAAGAGAUUUCGUUUUAUGGUGUUUUGUUGUUUGUUGGUUUGUUUAUUUUCCGGUUUUUUUUUUCUUUGUGAGCGCGCUAUUUCACUUGUAGUGUGGUGCAUGCGAGUCAUCAAUCAGAGCAA
Capsaspora owczarzaki ATCC 30864 is the source of this 1471-nucleotide messenger RNA. RefSeq lists its product as hypothetical. Gene Ontology annotation, molecular function: galactosylgalactosylxylosylprotein 3-beta-glucuronosyltransferase activity. The coding region runs from base 55 to 1278 and encodes 407 amino acids. NCBI's taxonomy places the organism in Eukaryota, Filasterea, Ministeriida, Capsasporidae. The record is from RefSeq and is a predicted model, not a curated record. Gene Ontology annotation, cellular component: Golgi membrane. The transcript has a single exon. Gene Ontology annotation, biological process: chondroitin sulfate proteoglycan biosynthetic process; carbohydrate metabolic process.